AUGACUCGAGAUCACUACAACAUACUAGACAUCACUCCUAGCCUAAAAAUAAAUUGGACUGUGCUGGUCCAAGUUCUGGAAGUUGGCCACGUACUAGAAACCAAUAACAAAAGCGAAUAUAGAAGGCUUCUUUUUACUGAUAGUCAGGGAACAAGGGUAACAACAUUGAUCUUUGAGUUCCAUCUUACCCAUUUUAAAAAUACAUUCGAACCGUACAGACGGUACUCCGUUUCAAACGCAAAUUUGAUCAAAGCACAAACUCGAUUCCUCGUAAGCUCAUACCCACACUCCUGGUCACUGAAUAAAAUUACACUCGUUGAACCUCAUCCAGAGAUCGACCCACCUGUGCUCCCAUGUCACUUUGCGUUUACUCCAUUCAACCAACUCUAUAGGUUUGCAGAUGAAGAAAAUUAUCAGAGUAUACGAGCUGUUGUUGUCAGAUGCCUCCCAAGCGAACAAGGGGAAGACCCAUCAAAUCGUUUCUCAAGAAGAGAUAUUGUAAUUGUAAAUGAGGAGAAGAAGCUUAUGAUACUUACACUGUGGGGCUCUCUUGAUCAAAAAGAAGGUCGUGAAUUGGAGCAGAAGAUUGAUGAUGUACCCAUGAUUUUUGCAAUGCGGGUUAAAGUCACCACUUUUUAUGGACUUUCACUAUCAACAAAAGGGGCAUCAGCAAUCCUUAUUAACCCACCAGUCACAGCAGAACUGCAGCUCAAAGCAUGGUAUAACGAGAACAGAAGUGAGAUACAAGAAUUACUUAACAAAGAGUCAUACAAGGAUGUUGAUCUGCUGCUGCCAUACCCACAAGAACCGGACAUCCUUCCGAUAGCUACAGCAAUAGAAAGACUGAAAAAUGGUAAACCAACAUGGAUGCGAGGGAACCUAAGAUUACAACAUGAAGACAACACAUUCACACAUACAGUAUGUGCUAAUUGCUUAAAAUCAAUUGGAGUAGAUGUCACUUGGAUCAUAACAUGUAAUUUCUAUAAGAAAGAAUCAGAGGUUGAGAUAAGGUCAAGAGCUAUAGUUGAAAUCAAUGAUGGAACCGCAUCCAUCCGCACAAGCAUAGCAAGUCCCGAUCUUGAAAAGUUUAUCCCAUUCAGUCCUCAAGAAGUUAAGGAUGCAGAAGAGGAAGGAACAAAUAUCUAUAAUAUCAUUUCAUCAUCCAUUGACAAAUCAUCAGUUGUUGCAUUUGUACGAUCGUACACAACCUCCCACCAAAGGAAAUCCACAACAAGAUAUGUCAUUGUGAAGGCACAUAAAACGAAAGACAACAACCUUAUCGAAGGAAGUGGUGCUCAAGAAACUAAUCUGAAGCCACGCCCAACUGAACAAGAAGCAAUGAAGGCAGAAUGUUAUGAACAGAGUCGGAAGGAUACCCAAUUACAAGUGCAACCGUUGAAGGAAAUUGUAGGUUCAACAGAUGGUGCGGUAACUCAAAUUAAAGAAACCGAUCAACAUAAACCAGAAGAGAAGGAAAUAGUCACAGUUACUCCUGAUAUCAUUCUCAAGCCACACGAGAUCAAACAAGAAGCACUUAAACGAGCAUCUAAUCAACAAACUCAAAAACGAUCCCAAUCAGAAUUCCAUCCACUUAAGGAAGUUCAUGGUUCAACAGUUGGUGCACCAAGGCCAACUAAAAGAACCAAAUAA
Lactuca saligna is the source of this 1650-nucleotide messenger RNA. The record is from the annotation of a GenBank genome assembly. Lineage: Eukaryota; Viridiplantae; Streptophyta; Magnoliopsida; Asterales; Asteraceae.